UCUCUAUCUUUCCAUGCGGUACCGUGUUUUCUUUGCAUCAACGGCUACUAUUUUUGAACUUGUCAUAAUUAGUCUCUAUUUCUAAUUAGUAUCGAAUACACACACACACCUUAAACGUAAGUGGUCACUAUUUGUUCCACACUAUUAUGCCUUCACUCUCAGAAGCCUACCGAUCCCACCCCGUGCACGUUCAACACAAGCACCCUGACUUAAACUCCCUACAAGAACUCCCCGAGUCUUACACUUGGACACACCAUGGCCAUGAUGAUCACACUAAUUCCCCUGCUUCCAACGAGAGUGUCCCCGUUAUUGAUCUCAAUGACCCAAAUGCUUCAAAGUUGAUACACCAUGCAUGCACAACUUGGGGAGCGUACCAAGUGCUGAACCAUGGCAUACCCAUGAGCCUCCUCCAAGACAUUCAAUGGGUUGGGGAGACCCUAUUCUCUCUCCCUUCUCACCAAAAACACAAAGCAGCUCGUUCCCCUGACGGUGUUGAUGGCUAUGGCCUCGCUCGCAUCUCUUCCUUCUUCCCCAAACUCAUGUGGUCUGAAGGCUUCACAAUUGUUGGAUCCCCUCUUGAGCAUUUUCGCCAACUCUGGCCCCAAGAUUACGACAAAUACUGUGAUUUCGUCAUGCAAUAUGACGAAGCCAUGAAAAAGCUAGUGGGAAAGCUGAUGUUGCUCAUGUUGGAUUCUCUGGGUAUUACAAAGGAAGACCUUAAAUGGGCUGGCUCAAAAGGCCAAUUCGAAAAGACUUGUGCUGCCUUGCAAUUGAAUUCAUACCCGACUUGUCCGGAUCCGGAUCGGGCCAUGGGUCUAGCCGCCCACACCGACUCCACCCUUCUCACAAUCCUUUACCAAAACAACAUAAGCGGGUUGCAGGUUCACCGAAAAGGCGUCGGGUGGGUGACGGUGCCACCACUCUCCGGCGGACUUGUGAUCAAUGUAGGCGACCUCCUCCACAUAUUGUCGAACGGGUUGUACCCGAGUGUGCUCCACCGGGUCUUAGUGAACCGGAUCCAGCGAAGGCUUUCAGUUGCGUAUUUAUGUGGGCCCCCUCCAAAUGUGGAGAUAUGUCCACAUGCGAAGUUAGUGGGCCCAAAUAAGCCUCCCCUUUAUAAGGCAGUGACUUGGAAUGAGUACCUUGGGACCAAAGCAAAGCAUUUUAACAAGGCACUCUCAACUGUUCGGCUUUGUGCACCUAGCUAGAUGUAAAACAGCCUCACACCAAUAGUGAGCAGCAAGUGGGCUAUAGAUUGCUUUGAACCUUUUGCAUGCUCUAUUUUGUACCAAACAUGAAUGAAAUACCUUCUUCUUCUUUUUUGCUUAACUGGAAACUUGGUGGUUAAUCAAUUAGAUGUGGUGGGGGUCGAUGCCAACAAUAAAUAAGUUGAAGAGAUAUAUAUUUGUUUGGCUCUAAACGGGAGAGAGAGAAUACAGGGGAUAAGAUAGUCUCAUACUCUCAUCGAUGUUUCAAUAUUUGUCUUUGUAUCGAAAGGGACAUCGCUAUAUUGUCCAAUAUGAUUAUUCAAUUCGACUACAGAACUCGCCAAAAAAACA
Glycine soja is the source of this 1559-nucleotide messenger RNA. Its product is annotated as gibberellin 3-beta-dioxygenase 1-like. The transcript is spliced from 2 exons. The record is from RefSeq and is a predicted model, not a curated record. Bases 147 to 1208 code for a protein of 353 amino acids. NCBI's taxonomy places the organism in Eukaryota, Viridiplantae, Streptophyta, Magnoliopsida, Fabales, Fabaceae. Gene Ontology annotation, molecular function: gibberellin 3-beta-dioxygenase activity. Gene Ontology annotation, biological process: gibberellin biosynthetic process; response to light stimulus.